Molecule: messenger RNA, 822 nt
Organism: Sphaeroforma arctica JP610
Lineage: Eukaryota; Ichthyosporea; Ichthyophonida
Exons: 2
Coding region: 1-822 (273 amino acids)
Source: RefSeq, a predicted model, not a curated record
AUGCAGAAUAUCGCCUUCGAUCAGUAUCAGAUAGCUGAUCAUCAACCUGAGGCACCAACAAACUUAAAUUCGAAAAGCGAAUGGGACGAUCUCAUACCUUUUUUGACUGCAGCAGAUAAUCAGUUCCUGUGGGAUAACAACCAAAGUAACUUCGAUCUGGGGCCACUGCAGUUGGACCAAGUACCGCUGCCCAACCCAUUUAUAGGUGUCUUAGGCGCGGACACAGAUAACCUGGCAAAUCUGGACCUGGAUAAACUAAAUAGCCAGCUGAACAGUGCCAUAAAUAACAUGCAUGAUCCUAUAAAUUACACCUUUCAGGAUCAUAUUGAUGUGCAAAAAGUUCUAAACUAUGAUCUAUUGCUGCCAUUAACCUCACUACCAGGCAACACAUCCAGUGCGACCAUCAACGAUUUUAUACCGGACUUCAAUCUUGGCGUCCCGACUGUUAACCCGAAUGCAUUAACAUCACACGAUACGGAAUACUUUUCGAAGACUGCCCCUGACAAGGUUUCGACUCAGGUUGAGGCAAAUAUGUCAACCAACAUUUCACAACCCCCCGCGGCUGGGUCGAACGAAAGAAGUGACACCCAACUUUUGGAAAACGUGUCAACAUCGGACACGCAGAAGGAAGCAAGUACCCCUACUACACCGCACAAUAUAAUUCAUCAAAGCUCUCCUCCCGACUCGUCCGCUGUGGUGAUAGAUCUCUGCAGGAUGGAACUAUGGCAACGCUUCCGGAGAGAGGGAACAGAGAUGAUAACUUCAACAAAAGAGAAGACCAGUGCUGGAAGUGGAACUCGACUGUUGGCAAAUGGGAGUUGA